This is a messenger RNA of Gossypium raimondii (Peruvian cotton), 1160 nucleotides long. RefSeq names its product expansin-A10. Gene Ontology annotation, cellular component: extracellular region. Gene Ontology annotation, biological process: plant-type cell wall organization. Bases 75 to 836 code for a protein of 253 amino acids. The transcript is spliced from 3 exons. NCBI's taxonomy places the organism in Eukaryota, Viridiplantae, Streptophyta, Magnoliopsida, Malvales, Malvaceae. The record is from RefSeq and is a predicted model, not a curated record.
CCUAUCCCUAUGUCACAAAGCAUCAACCACUAAACACAUCAAUUACCCUCUCUCCUUCGCCACUCAUAAACACAAUGACAAUCACAGCAUUUUCUGCAACUUCUCUUCUGCUCUUCCUCAUCUGCAUUUGCCUUCCAAGCGUCUAUGGUGACUACGGUGGUGGAUGGCAAGGUGGUCAUGCUACAUUCUAUGGUGGUGGUGAUGCAUCUGGCACUAUGGGAGGUGCUUGUGGAUAUGGCAAUUUGUACAGCCAAGGCUAUGGGACUAACACUGUCGCACUUAGCACUGCCUUGUUCAACAAUGGAUUGAGCUGCGGUUCUUGCUAUGAAAUGAAGUGUGACAAUGACCCUAAAUGGUGCUUGCCCGGAUCCAUUAUAGUGACUGCAACCAACUUCUGCCCCCCCAACUUUGCAUUGUCCAACGACAAUGGUGGGUGGUGCAAUCCUCCCCUCCAACACUUUGACAUGGCCGAGCCCGCCUUCUUGCAAAUCGCUCAAUACCGCGCUGGAAUUGUUCCCAUUUCAUUCAGAAGAGUCCCCUGUAUGAAGAAAGGAGGAAUCAGGUUUACCAUCAACGGCCACUCCUACUUCAACUUGGUCCUCAUCACGAACGUCGCAGGUGCCGGGGAUGUCCAUGCUGUGUCAAUCAAGGGCUCUAAGACAGGAUGGCAAUCAAUGUCGAGAAACUGGGGUCAAAACUGGCAGAGCAACUCCUACCUCAAUGGUCAAAGCCUGUCUUUCCAAGUGACGACAAGUGAUGGGAGGACUGUGAGCAGCUACAACGUGGCACCUGCAAAUUGGCAGUUUGGACAAACCUUUCAAGGUGGUCAGUUUUAGAGUUUCAGGGCAAAGGCCUGGAAUUUCAAAAUUUGUUUGUAAUGUAAUGUAAUAGCCAUUGUUUGAGACAGACAGAGAAACAGGGGAAGAAGGUAUAGGAGAGGUUCAGUCCCAACGUGGCUGUCCUGUCUAUUGCUGAGGUGGUUUAUUAGCACCCGCUACGCCUUUUAUUUAUACAUACAUACAUAUAUAUAUAUAUAUAUAUAUGGAAUUGUGAUAUUCCAUUGUUUUGGCUUUUGUUUGAUUAUAGCCAUGAACGAAUAUCAAGUGAAAUUUUUAUUCUCCUAAUUCCAAAGUUGAAUGGAUUUGAAUAUUGAUCCCAAA